CUCUCUCAGGGCGCAUUCCUCACAUUUCUCGUCACACGCUGCUGUAUUCGGGGAAACUGUCCCGUUAUAAACACGCCGACGCCUUGCACCGACUUAGAAAAUUAAAGAUCAUAUUUUGUUUUCGGGAAACACAGGAGGUCGUGACAUUUUUUCAGGUUUUGUCGGAAAAUGACGGUGAAAUGAGCGGGGCUCGGUUCAGUCUGCUGCAGGAGGGAGAUUCAAUGGACGGAUGAAUAACUGGAAGGAUGGAAGGAUGAUUUUGGGGCUGAACCCGAAGCGUCGUCUAAUUGUUUUCAAGGUGAGUCGUCAUGACGAAGGUCACUGAUUGGUCGGGAGACGACGUCCUCCGCUGGCUCAGCGACCAGGGACUUCAGGAGUACUGCGAUUCGCUGAGAAACCGCAACGGCCAGGCUCUGUUGAACCUCAGCCAAUCGGACUUCACGGCUCCGCCCCUCUGCUUGGUGACGUCAGAUGGCGGGAAGCAGCUGCUGGAGCGGAUCGAGACUCUGCGGAUCAAACAGCACAUCCAGAACGGCCACACGCCUGGGACCAACGGGCUCGCCAACGGGCUGCCCGCCGCCACCGCUGCCAGCGGGAUCAGCGAGCUUAAUGGCGGUACCACACGUGGACAUUUGCCACAGAAAAACGGCGUCCGAAACGGAUCUCACCACCAGAGCUGGAACAGCGAUUGUGACAGCGACUUGGCGGUCCGGAUCCAAAUCCCGGCUCCGCCCACCGGCCGCCCGGAGGACUUCCCUGAAGAGUGGACGAAGACGGGCGUGGCCUUCGUCUACGGCAUGGCGUGCUUCCUGGCGACCACCGUCAUGAUCUCGGUCGUCCACGAACGCGUCCCGCCCAUGGAGGCCACGCCCCCGCUGCCCGACAAGUUCUUUGAUUGGUUCUCGCGGAGGGAGUGGGCGUUCACCGUCUGUGAGGUCAUCGCCCUGCUUCUGCUGGCGACCUGGCUGCUGCAGUGGAGCCUCCUGAGGCACAGGUCGAUCGUGGCGCGGCGCUUCUUCUUCCUCGCUGGUACUCUCUACCUCUACAGGUGCGUCACCAUGUACGUCACCACGCUGCCGGUCCCGGGACGCCACUUCAGCUGCGCACCGAAGGUGUUGGGCGACCAUCUCCUCCAGGUGAGGCGGGUGGUGAAGAUGCUGGCAGGAGGAGGUUUGACCCUCACCGGCUCCCAUCACCUGUGUGGCGACUACCUGUACAGCGGACACACUGUCAUGCUGACACUCACACAGCUGUUCAUCACCGAGUACUGUCCCAGGAGGCUGUGCGGGCUCCGCUGGUUGUUCUGGUGUCUCUGGGCUCUCGGGCUCUUCUGCAUCCUCCUGGCUCACGAUCAUUACUCCAUCGACGUGCUCGUGGCCUAUUACAUCACCACCAGGCUCUUCUGGUGCUACCACACCAUGGCCAACCAGCCGGAGCUGAAGCAGUCGUGUCCCAGCAGCUUCCUGUCCAGACUCUGGUGGUUUAGUUUCUUCCUCUACCUGGAGUCCGGCGUGCAUGGCGUCGUGCCGCCGCACUACCGGCGCCCGUUCCCAUGGAAACAGCUGCUGCAGGGCCGCCAGCACGCGUACAGCCGGCUGGAGAGCGAGCGGCAUGGGCGAACAAACCAAUGAACGGACGGGAGGGAGAGAGAGAGAGAGACAGGAGGAAUAAAAUGAAUGAUGACAAAAGCUGUUCAUUAAUGCACUGCUGAGUAACAUCACAGG
Myripristis murdjan (pinecone soldierfish) is the source of this 1724-nucleotide messenger RNA. Its product is annotated as phosphatidylcholine:ceramide cholinephosphotransferase 1-like. Gene Ontology annotation, molecular function: ceramide cholinephosphotransferase activity; sphingomyelin synthase activity; protein binding. Gene Ontology annotation, cellular component: plasma membrane; Golgi membrane; endoplasmic reticulum membrane. The record is from RefSeq and is a predicted model, not a curated record. Gene Ontology annotation, biological process: ceramide biosynthetic process; sphingomyelin biosynthetic process. The transcript is spliced from 6 exons. The coding region runs from base 309 to 1631 and encodes 440 amino acids. Lineage: Eukaryota; Metazoa; Chordata; Actinopteri; Holocentriformes; Holocentridae.